GUUCGGUGUGGACAGGUGUGCUUUUCCAAGUCCUGUUAGUUGCUUUGGUCGUCGGACCGCUGAAAACCGUCGUCGUCCAGCUUAACAAACGCGCGUCGGCUUUUCGAAUGUGUCUUCCACGACGUUUCUAAACUUGGUUAUGCUUAGUUAUGUAUGUCGCCACGAAAUCUUCACGUACAUAAUAACUAAGAAUGGUACGAGCGGCCACGGCCAUCAAUAAUAAUUGAAAGCGAAAUCGGCUACUUUUAUUUUCUUUAGUAUUGUGAAACCGUACGGGGAAAAAAAAGAGUUGACGUGAGGGGCUAAGUAGCUAAACAGAGCAAGCAAGGUGCAUGUCUGCUGUGCGAAUCGGCGUGUGAGACGAGAAGAGAAGAGAAGAAAGAAAAAAAAGUGCGGAUUGUAAAACAUACUAUUUUUUGGAACACAUAUACAUAGUGCCAAAAGUUUAGCAUUAGCAUCGCGAGAUAAAUUACAUAACAAGUGUCCAGGCCAUUAGGCAUGGUGUUAGUGCUUCAAGAGUGAACGUGGAAAAUUGCCAGCUAACUGCUGACUCAUUAGGUACACUGCAAAAAAGCGCACACUGGAGCAUUAAAAUAACGUUGCCACACCAGCCGGAGUACUACCAAUGCAACAAGUCUGAAUUUGGAGCACACAGCGGCCGUCUCGAAGCAACGUGGAUUGUGUGCGCCCCAUGCGUCACCGGUUAGAACCGUUAAAACUCAAUCGACCAAUCCAUUCAGUCGAACUUUCCAACAUGCACUCUGCUUAACCAUAAUAUCCAGUUGGCAGAAGGAGUAAACAGUGCGAUAACCAAGCAGCAUUUUAGCGAUAUCUCGGAAAACAACAUUCACCAUGACCGCAGUCGAAGUUCAUUCCGGGUACAAAUUCUAUGGGAAGGCGAAAGAUCCGAAUAAAAAAAUAGUACUGAACCACCUGGAUAUGAGCGUUACUCGAGGAUCCAUAUACGGACUUCUCGGAGCGUCUGGUUGUGGCAAAACUACCCUCCUGUCGUGCAUCGUAGGACGAAAAUUUCUUAACGAUGGUGAAAUCAGCGUCCUCGGUGGAACCCCAGGAACGCCCGGUUCUGGUGUGCCUGGACCACGAAUCGGCUACAUGCCGCAGGAUAUCGCCCUGGUGGAGGAGUUUUCCGUCAAGGAAACAAUAUAUUAUUUUGGGCGAAUCUAUGGAAUGUCCACGGAGAAGAUACGAGAGCGAUACAAAUUACUGAAGGAUCUGUUAGAACUGCCGCCUGAUGACCGCCACGUCGGAAAUUGCAGUGGUGGCCAGCAGAGAAGGGUAUCGUUUGCUGCUGCCAUGGUCCAUGAGCCUGAACUGCUGAUUCUGGAUGAACCGACUGUGGGACUUGAUCCUCUGCUGCGCGAGCGGAUAUGGCAAUAUUUAGUCGACUCGACAAGUACAAGCAAACUGGCUGUGAUUAUUACUACGCACUAUAUCGAGGAAGCAAGACAAGCUUCUUGUAUCGGGUUGAUGCGGAACGGUAUUCUGCUGGCGGAAGACACGCCAACCAACAUUCUGGAGCGAUUCAACUGCACAAACCUGGAAGACGCAUUCCUCACGCUUUGCCAAAAACAUGGUCCUUCGGAAGAAGCCGAUGCAACCACACACCAGUCACACACGAUACGUAGCAUAAAAGCGAUCGACACAAUCGAGGAUAUCGGAUCCGAUAUCAAAAAAUCUAUCCCGCCCCUGGCACCAGGUGUCAAGAAAAAAGAAAUCAGUAGAAACUUCUACGAGGAAACCGGGCUCGCACGGACGGUGAAGGAGCUAAUGAGUUUCACCACGAAACGAAGAAUGAACGCUCUGCUCUCGAAAAAUUACCUGCAAAUGAUCCGGCAGCCCGCUGGAAUGGUAUUUCUGUUCCUUUUCCCCAUAUUUCAGUUGGUAAGUUUUUACGUAGCUAUAGGUGGCAAUCCGAAAGAGCUAAGACUAGGCAUCGUAAACGACGAGGUCAGCAACAUCCAGGACUGCUUCAACCAGUCGCUGAUUACCACUUCCUUCCACGAUGACUACGAGUGCGACCUUUACAAAGUGUCGUGCCGAUUCCUGGAAACGCUCAACCGAACCGUCGCAAUACAGGAAUACUUCGAAGACUUCGAAAGCGCUUACCGGGCAGCCAAAAAGGGAACGGUGUGGGGAUUCAUCUACUUUAAGAACAACUUCACCGAGUCUCUGCAGGACGUGCGCGACAACGUCCGCGAAGCGGAGCCCGGUUCAUUUCAUAACUCGGAAAUCAAAGUAUAUCUGGACAAAUCCGACCAGCAAGUCACCUUCUACCUGGAGAAAAAGUUGCUCGAAACGUACAAGCAAUUCGCCGAAACGCUGAUGACCGACUGCAAUCUGCCGAAGCAGCUGGCGAAUAUUCCGAUGUACUUCGAAGAUCCCGUGUACGGUACUUUCAACGAUGAGUUCACAGCCUUCAUGGCACCCGGCGUUGUCAUGACAAUGAUCUUCUUUCUUGCCACGCUGAUUACAGCGACGAUAUUUAUCACCGAUCGGCUCGAAGGUGUCUGGGAUAGAACGCUAGUCGCGGGUAUCACAGCCCUUGAGCUGCUGUUAGCACAUAUAAUUACGCAAACGUCGAUUAUGCUGCUGCAAUGUGUCGAAAUAAUUCUAUUGGCGACGUUCGUGUUCGACGUACAGAACCAGGGUAGCAACAUAACGGUGGUCGGUCUCUUGAUGCUGCUCGGUUUCGCGGGAAUGCUAUACGGGCUUCUGAUAUCGAUAUUCUGCGACGCUCAUUCAACGGCCAACUUCAUGGCAACGGGAAGCUUCUAUCCAAUGAUAAUAAUGUGCGGUAUUCUCUGGCCGCUUGAAGGAAUGCCCAAGUACCUGCAAUAUUUGGCGUACUGCUUUCCUUUUACCGUUCCCUCAAUGGCGGUCCGGAAUGUCCUAGCCAAAGGGUGGAGCAUAACCAAUUCCAAAGUCUACAUGGGCUACGGAGCAGUUGGCAUCUGGAUAGUCAGCCUGCUGCUGCUGUGUUUGAUAGGGCUUAAGAUUAAAAAGUAGCAGUAGGGAACGACCAUCUGAUUUCAUGAAUAGCAUUUGAGGUUAAAUUCGAAACAGCAUUGUGUACAUACUUAUUUUCAUGGUAAAUUCGUAAGUUACCCCGAUUGGUUGUUCAAUCGAGAUUCGAUAUUGUUCAGAUACAUAUUUUUUACGAAAGCUACUGUACAGCUUUGUUCAAUAAGUGUUUGGUGUAUAAAAGAGUGACUAUUAGAGUUUGAUAGGUGAACUUUGCAUACCGAGCUUCGUCAUAAGUUUUGAUUGAAAUGAAAAUCCUAUUUUAAGUUUUAACAGUCUAGUUUGUCCGCAAAAACAACAUUGUCUGUCUUUAUUGUCACUCAAAAUUACGUGCAACACAAUAAAUAUUAUUUUAUUUUACAAAAGUUUGUUAAUCUCUCUCUUUGUCUGUAAUUUCUUUCUCUCUGAACUAGAAUCUAUUUUAACCAAAAAAUAAACUUUAUACGCCGAAUAUAAAGCGUAAUGUAGCCCAUUUGCUUGAAGUCUGUUAUGUGUAGAGCUGGCGAGAUAUCGAAGCAAGAAUGUAAUGUUGUGAAUUAAGUAAUUUAUUGAUAUGAUUGACACUUUUUGACGUUAAUUGAAAUUUUGUCGUGAUGUAGAUUUUAACAUAAAGGUUACGCCGGGUCUGCUCUUAUGG
Messenger RNA from Wyeomyia smithii (pitcher-plant mosquito), 3679 nucleotides. RefSeq names its product ABC transporter G family member 20. Gene Ontology annotation, molecular function: ABC-type transporter activity; ATP hydrolysis activity; ATP binding. Gene Ontology annotation, cellular component: membrane. The record is from RefSeq and is a predicted model, not a curated record. NCBI's taxonomy places the organism in Eukaryota, Metazoa, Arthropoda, Insecta, Diptera, Culicidae. The transcript has 12 exons. The coding region runs from base 853 to 3027 and encodes 724 amino acids.